Molecule: messenger RNA, 2108 nt
Organism: Camellia sinensis
Lineage: Eukaryota; Viridiplantae; Streptophyta; Magnoliopsida; Ericales; Theaceae
Source: RefSeq, a predicted model, not a curated record
AUCCGAAUGCAAGGCUAUAUCGAGGAAGGAUUGUUGAAAAUCUCGACAAUUUACAGAUUAUUUUUGGCAAUGACUCUGCAUUUGAAUUUAGUCCCAGAAAUAGUGAUGCCUUGUUGGGCUCGACCCCGGGCUACGAGGAUGUAGAGGCUACUGAUACUUUUCAGAUUCAGAGUAGCUGUACAAAAGAGCAGACUAGACACUUGAUAUGGACAAAAGAAAUGGACUGCUGCUCGGGCAAUAUUCUUGUAAAGCAAUAUAAAGAGGGAAAUAAAUUAGAUAGUAAUUUAAAGUCCAGGGUAUGUACAGAUGCUGUUACAGCUAUAAACAAAAAAUUUCACCUUGACCUGACUAAAGAUCACAUUAGAAAUAGGCUUAAAACUUGGAAGAAACAGUAUGGUAUUCUAAAAGAACUCCUUGAUCAGGAAGGAUUUACAUGGGAUGAGACAAGAAAGAUGGUUGUUGCUGAUGAUUCAGCAUGGGAUGACUACAUCAAGACACACCGUGAUGCCCGGCCUUUUCGAGGAAGGGUUUGUGAGAACUAUGAUCACUUGUGCAUUAUCUUUGGCAACAAUUACACAAUGGGAAGCUAUUCAAGAACUGCUGAUGAUAUUGUGCAUAGUUUGGCUGGUGAUUCAGAUGGUAUGGAAGGUAUAUGUGUAUCACCACUUCGAUAUAGUGGAAGCAUGAAAGAUCAAGCCAAGACCAUAUGGUGGACAAACGAAAUGGACUGCUGCCUCUGCAUGAUUCUUGUAGAACAACUGAUACUGGGGAAAAAAAAAUAAAUUAGAAAACAAAUUUAAUCUUGAAGCAUAUGAUACAGCUGUUUUGGCAUUAAAUGAAAGGUUUCAGCUUGGUUUUACAAAAGACCAUGUUAGGAGCCGAAUUAAAACAUGGAAGAAACUGUAUGGCUGUGUCAAGGAACUCCUUGACCAUAGUGAGUUUAGAUGGGACGAGAAACGAAAGAUGGUCAUUGCAGAUGAUUCUGUUUGGCACGACUAUAUUAAGGUAAAUCCUGAUGUGCGGUUUCUUAGAGGACAGAUCAUUGAAAACUAUGCUGAGUUGUGCAUCAUCAUCGGUAAUGAUAAUCCAAUCGAGUGUUCUGUAAAUGAUGCUGAAGCCAACUUGGAUUGGUCUGCUGACAAGGAAGGUGUAGACACUGAAGUAUAUCAGAAUACAAGUGACAAUGGAAAAGACAAAGGGAAAUAUGUGUCAUGGUUGGAUGAGAUGGACUGUUGCUUAACAAAGAAACUAAUUGAGCAAAUGAAGAUGGGGAAUAAGCUUGAGAAAAAUUUUAAGCCCUUGGCAUUUAAGGCUGUUGUUAAGGCUUUAAAUGAAAAUUUCGGGCUUGAUUUAACUAAAGAAAACAUCAGGAGCCGCUUAAAAACAUGGAAGAAACUGUAUAGGCUCGUAAAUGAGCUUCUCUGUCAUAUAGGAUUUGAGUGGGAUGAUGGACGAAAGAUGGUUGUUGCAAAUGACUCCGUUUGGAAUGAAUACAUCAAGAUGCAUCCCGAUGCAAAAUGUUUACAAGCAAGAUCAAUUGAGAACUACGAUGAGUUGCAUGUUAUCAUUGGUAAUGAUCAUGCAACUGGUGCUAAAUGCGAUGUCAACCCCGCUUCAAACAACGAGGAAAUGAUGAUCAACGAGGAAAUGAGCCAAGAUCAUUCUGGUGAUGGCACUCAAUGGUCAUCUAAACAGACGAGAGCUAGGUCGUCUUCAUCGUCACGUUCCAAACAGCCCUCAAAGAAGAGACGGGUAAGUGCUGUGAUUGUGGAAAUGAUGAGUUGUAUGGCUGCAAAUAUUGGUAGGAUAGCCGAUGCAUUGACUGGAUUUAACCAGUCUGUGUGCCUGGAUGAAUUGUUUGAGAUGGUUCAGAACAUUCCUGGCUUCUAUGACAAUCUCGUUAUCGAGGCAUGUGAGUUGCUUUCUUUGGAUGAGAAGAGGGCUAAGAUGUUCUUAAAAUUGGAUGAGAGGCUAAGAAAACUGUGGUUAUUGAAACGCUUGCGAUCAAAAUAGUUUAAAAAGUUAGAUUGCCUUCCGGUUUUCUGUAUAUUUAUAGAUGUUUUCUUCAGUUUUUUUUUUUGGGGUGGAAAUAUGCAUGUUUUCUUCUU